Acromyrmex echinatior (Panamanian leafcutter ant) is the source of this 3553-nucleotide messenger RNA. RefSeq names its product E3 ubiquitin-protein ligase TRIM33. Gene Ontology annotation, molecular function: protein binding; zinc ion binding. Gene Ontology annotation, cellular component: chromatin. NCBI's taxonomy places the organism in Eukaryota, Metazoa, Arthropoda, Insecta, Hymenoptera, Formicidae. The record is from RefSeq and is a predicted model, not a curated record.
AAUAUUCGAUAUUAUUGAAUGAUAAUAAACAGAAGUUACAGUCUACAGAAGUUUGUGAUGUAUAUUCAUUAAUUAAAAUGGCUGCCAUGGCGCCGUACCCGCUACACUAUUCGAGAGACAAUCUUUGCCGCAAGUUAUAACGUAAGUUAUUUUCUAAAAAGAGUGAAGAGAUUGUAUCUUCGAAUCUCCAUUAACCAUGGAAAAUCAAAGUAAUGAAUUAGUGGUGGGAAUGUCAACGUUACCCGUAGUAUUACCUAUAGUAGUGAAGGAGGAACCUUCGGAGCAAAACAUUUCUAAACAAGAUACACAGCAAUCUCAAGUGCAAGAUGCAAUUUGUAUUGAAGAAGACUGUAACGAUCAACGUAUUGAGUGCACUACUGAAAGUCAAGAAAGUGAGAUCCGUGCAUUUCUUUCAAAAUGCGUUUUUUGUAAUAAAGUGUUCACCAUGGGUGAGGACGCAAAACUUCUGGAGUGCUUACAUGCAGCUUGCAUAAUGUGCGUUAACAAUAAAAUCAGCGAUCAUAAUACAUCAGUCGAUGUAGAUAUUCUGUUAGAGAGUAAUGUGAUUAUAUGUCAUGUUUGCAACGUAACUAGCCAGGUGGAAAAUUUGAUUGAAAAUAGAUUUCUGUCAAAAUUAUUAGAGGAAGAAAGUGAUCUAGGAUUGGAUGAUGAAGCUAAGGAAGCUGAGGAAGAAAAAAAAUGUACUAGCUGUCAUGAUAAUAUUAUUGCUACUAGUUGGUGUAUGGAAUGUGAAGAAUUUAUUUGUGAAAAUUGUGUUAUGGCUCAUCAAAGAUUGAAGAUAACCAAGGAUCAUAUAAUUAAACCUAAGGAUGAAAUAAUAAAUGAUAGAGACAAUGUUAAAAGAGGAAAUAAGAAGAUACCUGGAUAUUUGUUUUGCACAAUUCAUUCCCAUGAACAGUUAUCUUUAUUUUGUCAAACAUGUGAUAGAUUGACUUGUAGAGACUGUCAACUUAGUGAACAUCGUGACCAUAAAUAUAAAUUUAUUCAUGAAAUUGCAGCCGAAACUCGUACUUCUAUGUCGAUUUUGCUUAAAGAAGUAAGUUACAAACGAGUAUUAUUAAAAAGUGCGAUGAAAGUUAUAGAAGAUAGACAGAUUCUAAUAUUGGAGAAGAAAAAAAGUCUAGUUCAAGAUAUAACACAAAUGGUAGUACAAUUAACAAAUGCUAUUAAUACAAGAGGAAAGCAAUUGGUGAUGAGGUUAAAUGAAGUGUGUGAUCAAAAACAGAAUACAUUAAAUGAGAAAAAAGUUGCUUUAGAUCAAUUGUCUAAACUUACAGAUCAUUGUAUACUUUUUGGUACUCAUGCUUUGAAAAAAGGAUCGGACAUGGAAUUAUUAUAUAGUAAAAGAUCUGUUACAAGCCAUUUACAAAGAAUAAAAAGUAGACGAGCUGAUAUUCCAAAUCCAGAAAUACCUGUCAGGAUACAUUUAUCCUUAGAAAAAGUACCAGAUUUAAUAAAAGUGGUGUCAUCAAUCGGAGCGAUAGUCGUCGAUGGUAGAGUAUAUCCGUCCACAUCUCCUGUGGCUGCUAAUAACAGCACAGUGUCUUAUAAUGAAUCACAAGCCGAACAAAAGCAAAUUACGAAUUCAAUAAAUAAUACUCACUCUGAUAGUGUUAUGCCUGUUGUCAUUCAGCAGGGAUUACCAUUACCUGUAAUGGUAACACAACAAUCCACUAACGCGCCACAGAAUUCUUAUCAACAAGCGUCUCUGCAUCUUCCACAGCAACAGCAGCAGCAACAACAACAACAGCAGCAACAACAACAACAACAACAACAUACUCAACAAUCACAAAAUUAUAUGCAACAGUAUAUCGCACCGCACAGUAUGUCACCUCGAUCAUCGCCACAAGCACAUCAGCCACGAGUACCGUAUUCUGUCAACUAUAGUAAUAACAGGUUGCAACAAUCUCCAUUGAUGCAUCAACAACGUCCAUUGGGAACCUGUCAUCAACAACAAGUAACAUCAUCCACACAUCCACAUCAGCAAGCUCAAAAUCUAGAUCAACUCGGACAGAACACAAGUUUACGGGGUCUUCUCGCGCAUAAUUCUAUUCCACCGCCUCCAUAUCCAGCGUUUCGGACAUCCACCAAUCAUGUACCAUACCGAUUUUCUCCUGGAUAUAGAUACUCUUCAAAUAAUAACCCUCAGAGGGUCCAAGUACCACCACCUCAUACAUAUCAAGCAACAAAUACAUCCAUUGUACCUGUGACGUCACGUUUACAACAAUGUAAUUUAACUUCUCCGUCAACGCAGCACAUUGGAAAUUAUCAUCCCAUCCAUCGCUGGCAUAUACCACAACAAGCAAAUCCUUGCCUUCCUUAUACUUUGCCUCGACAUCAACAUAUAUCUACUUACACAUCAGUUCCUACCAAUGAUACAUACAAAAUUACUUUAAGAAAUCAACAGACUAGCAAUAAUCAAAAAUUUAACACCAAUGUAAGUGCCACUUCAUGUGACAAUCCACCACAGUUGCAAAAUUCAGCUACUGUUUCAUUGUUACAUGCUGUCAGUUCGUCUAUACCCAAAACACCUAGUCCUGUCACCACUCCUGGCAAGUCGGAUGACACCGAAAAGAGCUUAGAUAAAUUUUGUCAAAAAUCAUUGAAUGAUCUAAUGCUCACUAUUGCGAAAUUAGAUAGUAAUGGAAUCCUAGUGAUACCAGAAGCUCAAAAAAAUCAGGUAGACUCGGCACAAGUCGAUAGUUCCACUGACGAGGAUAUAAACUCGAUAGCUGAGAAUGCAACGGUAGAUAAUUCGAAAAGUACAACCGCUUCUAUGGUGAUGAAGGACGAUCCAAAUGAAGAUUGGUGUGCCGUAUGUAUGGAUGGAGGAGACGCAGUACUGUGCUGCGAUAAAUGUCCAAAAGUCUUCCAUCUUUAUUGUCACGUACCUAGUUUAAAAUCAUUUCCAGACGAGAGUGAAACUUGGCAGUGUAUGUUGUGUACAAAUGUACUAGAUUGUUCGGACGAUAUAUCGAACAGUGAAAAAAGAUCAAACGGUAUGAACGCUAAGGAAUUACGAAUUGCACAAAGGAUUGUCUUAGAACUUUAUUGUCAAUAUGAGCAAAGCUUACCUUUUCGGGAAGUUGUAUCGAGUGAGAUUACUGAUUAUCAUCGAAUUAUCAAGAAGCCAAUUGCGUUGGAUAUAAUCAGGGAUAAAUUAAAGUCUGACCAUAUAGAUCAUUAUACAGAUCUAAGACAAGUUAUGGCGGACAUUAGACUUAUGUUCAAAAAUGCUUUUACGUACAAUCCCGUGGAUUCGCAAGUUUAUCAAGAAGCUAGAAAUUUAGAAGAGUUUUUUGAAAAGUUGUUAUUGAAAUGGGCACCAAAUUAUGCAUAUGACGAUCCUUUCCUCACACCUGACAAGGAAGAAGAUGAAGAAGUUUUUCCACCCAAUAGAAAAUAUAGACGCAUAAUUAGUGAUUAAUAUAGAAUAAGUGAAUUGUUAAGUGUAUCUCGUCGGAAUCGUUGUGUUUGGGAGUAAAUUAUUUUUACGAUUUAUAAUUAUCGGAUUAAACAGUUAAUAACUUGA